Molecule: messenger RNA, 522 nt
Organism: Paramecium octaurelia
Lineage: Eukaryota; Ciliophora; Oligohymenophorea; Peniculida; Parameciidae
Source: the annotation of a GenBank genome assembly
UUAAUGUCUGAAGUAGAAGAAAUUAAUUUGGAAUCAAAUAUCAAAAAGCCAAGACAUUAAAGAUAGCAAAAUUAAUCUAGGAACAUUAGAAAGACUAAAAAUAACUUCAAUAGACAAAAAAAUAAUUCACAAAACAGAAAUAGAGACAGAGAUAGAUAGAGGAGGAAUGAUUGGAAACAAUAAAAUGGAGCCAAUACAAGAGAUUUAUACGAAAUUGAUAUCUACAACUUUCUAGCCAAGAAUUAGAUCUCUGACCUAAUAGUAUUAGAAUUGCAUAACCUUAGAGUGAUAUUAGAUCUAGAUGCGGGAAUUUGGUUAAAGUUCAUAUUAUUGCCAAUAAUAUACAAGAGAAUGAGGCUGAAACUAAAGUAAAUAUUCAAUUCAUUAAAGGUAGUCUUGAAGGCAUUUUUCAAAGAUUCAAAGUCAGCAGAUGAAUGCUAUUUUCAAUACAAUGAUGCCAAAUUGGAUGAUUUAUCUUUAAGAACAGAACGCAAAUAUUGAUAUAAAAAUUAUAUAUAAAAU